AUGUUGUCCAACACUGGAUCUCUCGUGUUCGGCUUGAUGCUCGGCGUUGCCCAGCUCACCAACGCCUCUCCCUCCGACUCUAUGGUCGCUUUCACUUCUCCUAUCUACCCAACUGCCACCGACUCCAUCCCUCCCCCUCCUCCCGUCUCAACUGCCACUGGUAUGCCCGCUCCCCCAGUCUCAUCUGCCACUGGCACUGAGGUUGCUCCUCCAGUCUCUACCGACGACUGCCUUGCCAAGUGCCAGAAGGCUCGCGACGACUGCGGUGUUGCACCCGAUGCCAACCAGGCUACCUGCGCUGCUGAGUUUGCUACCUGUGUCGGCUACUACCCCUACGACGACCAAGGCAACUUCGUCCCCCCCACAGCUUGCGCUUCUGCUACCACUCUCGCUUCUACCAUGAAGCCUACCGAGACCGCCAAGUCUACCGAAGUCGAGAAGCCCACCAAGCCCAUCGAGCCUACUGGUGGCGAGACCGAAAAGCCCGAGCCUACCGAGACCAAUGUUAUUGUCAACGGAGCUGGCCACGUCUCUGGUGGACAGGCCCUUGGUCUCCUUGGUGCUGUCGGCGUCGCUGCCCUCGCUUUCCUUUAA
Fusarium venenatum is the source of this 594-nucleotide messenger RNA. RefSeq lists its product as uncharacterized. The record is from RefSeq and is a predicted model, not a curated record. NCBI's taxonomy places the organism in Eukaryota, Fungi, Ascomycota, Sordariomycetes, Hypocreales, Nectriaceae.